Messenger RNA from Penicillium oxalicum, 2169 nucleotides. Its product is annotated as DNA helicase ZGRF1-like domain-containing protein. Gene Ontology annotation, cellular component: site of double-strand break; nucleus. Gene Ontology annotation, biological process: double-strand break repair. The coding region runs from base 1 to 2169 and encodes 722 amino acids. The record is from RefSeq and is a predicted model, not a curated record. Lineage: Eukaryota; Fungi; Ascomycota; Eurotiomycetes; Eurotiales; Aspergillaceae. The transcript is spliced from 3 exons.
AUGAUUCGACCUGAAUGGUGCCUCCCAGGCAGACGCAUACCAGAUGCGGGUGGACUCAGUCUCGAGGACUUGGCGCGGGCCACUUUAGUCCCCAAUCGUAUCCGCUACAUACUCCAUCCGCCCGAUGACAAGGGAUGGCUGCCGCGGAGAGAGGGGCAUCAGGUUACGGAGCUUAGCAUAACCACGAUUCUGCCGGACGCGGAGGGGACGCGUUUGCUCGUCGAGAAUUCGACUGAUCAAAGAACCUUUUUUGUCUCUCUCUCUCUCUUUUGGCAACCAAAUCUCCUGUGGCUGGCCUGGACUGCCCCUACUCUGAAAAAUGUGCAGCCUCUGGCUCGAUACACUCGCAGACUCGCAAUGAGCACACCAGUCUCACUCACCCCGCGAGGGACGGCCCCAACCUCGUCCGCGUCUGCGGUCCCGCUGACCGCGUCGGUGAUCAAGUUUCGAUGUCUGUACACUCAUGAUCUUCGUCGGAAAACCAAGCGCUGGCAAGACGGCUAUCUUCGAUACCAUGCAUUCAAUAAACGAGUCAUGGUCUACGAUGAGUCGGGGAACUACAUUGGAGAUCAUCAUUGGCGGAACAACGAAGAAGUACAGGAUGGGGACGAGUUGGAGCUGGACAAAGGGGCCUUGAUCCAGGUUGGCGAGCGCAUGGAAACAACGCAGACUGAUCUGACAAACUUGCUGGACAAGAGAAAAUCCAGCCAGGGUUCACCGCAGGCAAAAGGGUCCGUCUCUCAGACACCCCAGGUCUCGGCGCCAAUCCGGUCCUCGGGUUCAUCGCAACCCUUUCGCUCCCUCAAUGAGCUGUUGGGAAUCAAGAAGACUCCGAUCGGCCAUCUGGUCUCCCCAUUUGAAGAACGUCACUCUCCCAAAUCCGCUGCAAAUAACUCCCAGCCUGAAGCGAGAGCACCGAAGCGUCAGAAAGUCAAUCUGGCCGGAACCCAUGUCAGGAGCAAGCAACCCAUUCAGUCUCAAGUUGUGGAUCUGACUGGCUGUGAGGAUGAACUGAUCGCACCAAACGUGCAGGGUGUCCCAAGAAGACAGAAUUUCUCCUCGGAAGCAAGUCAUGCCAGAGAGCAGCGAUUAGACAAUCUAGGUCGGGAACAGCAUGGACCACCAGCAGGCAUUCCUCCAAAGCCGCUCGUAGCAUCAACGAACCACAGCCUCUCACCUCGCCUAAAUGGGAAUAAAGAUCCGGAUCUGCCGAAUAUGCGUAAAGGUCCUCUGCCAAAGCCAAGGCCAGCCGGUGGACUCCGCGAAAUAUCCGGCGACAUUCAUGAUCAUUCCAAACCAACAUCAAACAGGGCACCCACUCCCAGAUCACAGAAGGAGCCUCCCAGGAAAGCUGCCCCGACUGUGAACACCACGUGCCCCGGCUCACAUAGGGUACCCCCGGAUUUGCCGCCACAGAAACCAAGCCUCGAUAAAAGCACUCGGGAUGGCUCUGUGGCAUUCAAGAAACCGGCUUUACCAGUCUCCUCGGGACUUGGUCAAGCUGCUGCACAGCCAGUUAGAACUACGUCGUCAAAAGAGAACCAACCUUCGCAAUCUGGGUCUGCCUCCCUGGCCAUCACACCCGCGGAAAAGCCGAUUCAUACCAAUCCGCCGGCCACGAUGCUGCGUCUAGCAAGCGGGAAGCCACGUCGCAAAUUGAUGUACAGUGCACUUCUCCCAGGCGCCUCAUCGCAGGAUUCGUCAGCAGAGCGGUCUGCAUCAUCUUCUGCCUCGUUUUAUUCAUCAAAUCCAAGUCGUAGAGAACCAGCGAUCAAAUCCAUGGAGUCCCAGGACAUUCCAGCCCCUCGUCACGAACUCGCGGCCUCUACCGCUGAUUUUCUGCCCUCUACUUCUACUCAAUUCAUCUUGGAGGAAAUGGUAGCGCCCGCUGCGGGACCAAGCUCCAUCCGGCUCAAGGAAGACUCCCAGAGCACUCCCCCAAUUUCAAAUCUGCCACGAAAAGCACCGGUACGCAGAGCGCUUGACGCACCUUACCGGAAAUCGAUUUCGGACCCAGGCGCCCUGAUCACCGGUCAAUCACGGCCAGUAUUGACUCGAAGCGCUUUGAGUGCAAUCCCGGAGCAUCACGAACCUGUUGAAGAGGGCCCGUGGACCUCUGAAGCGCUGUAUUUGUUCGACUUUUGGCCGCCUGGCCGCCCGAAACCCUAA